Messenger RNA from Gastrolobium bilobum, 1081 nucleotides. Its product is annotated as photosystem I chlorophyll a/b-binding protein 6, chloroplastic. The transcript is spliced from 5 exons. The record is from RefSeq and is a predicted model, not a curated record. Gene Ontology annotation, cellular component: membrane. Gene Ontology annotation, biological process: photosynthesis, light harvesting in photosystem I; response to light stimulus. Bases 82 to 870 code for a protein of 262 amino acids. NCBI's taxonomy places the organism in Eukaryota, Viridiplantae, Streptophyta, Magnoliopsida, Fabales, Fabaceae.
AUAAAGUAGAUAAAGUGUUAGAAAAACUGAAACGGGACCUUUGUUCCAUUCCAACCAAACAUUUCUGCCAUUCUCUGAUUCAUGGCUUUAGCCAUUUCCUCCACUGCAUUGUCAAGCCUUCCAAACAGAGAAACACGUCAAAAGGUUUUCCCAGAAAGGACAGCCACAUGUUUGACCAUAACGAGAAGAACAACCAUUACACAUGCAACGAAAGGAGUGUCAGACGUGUGUCAACCACUUCCUCCAGAUAGACCAUUGUGGUUCCCUGGUAGUUCACCUCCUCCGUGGCUUGAUGGCAGUCUUCCCGGUGAUUUUGGUUUUGACCCUCUUGGAUUAGGGUCUGAUCCAGAGUUGCUUAAAUGGUUUGCUCAGGCAGAGCUAAUGCAUGCUAGAUGGGCAAUGCUUGGAGUGUCUGGAAUUCUCAUUCCGGAAUUGCUUGAAAUGGAUGGUUAUGUUAAGAACUUCUCUUGGUAUGAUGCUGGUGCUCGAGAGUACUUUACAGAUCCCACAACCUUGUUUUUUGUACAGUUACUCUUGAUGGGUUGGGUUGAGGGUCGAAGAUGGGCUGAUAUGGUUAACCCAGGUUGUGUUGACAUUGAGCCUAAAUUGCCAAAUAGGCCUAACCCAAAGCCUGAUGUUGGUUACCCUGGUGGGUUGUGGUUUGACCCCAUGAUGUGGGGACGAGGGUCCCCUGAGCCAGUCAUGGUGUUGAGGACCAAGGAGAUCAAGAAUGGUCGUCUUGCAAUGCUUGCUUUUGUUGGAUUUUGGUUCCAAGCUAUUUAUACUGGUGAAGGCCCCAUUGAAAAUUUGAUGGCACACAUUGCUGAUCCUGGUCACUGCAACAUUUUCUCGGCAUUCACAUCGCGGUAGUACUGUGGUUUGAAGAAAGGAAGAUAUGCAUCCGGAAUGAACAUGCAUUGUGCUGUAGUCACCAGUAAUGUCUUUUAUUUACUUCAUUAAACGUAUAAUGUGUUUCCAGUACGAGCUUUACAAUUGACACAAGGUUUUGAUUCUUUUAAACAAAACGAAAUUACUAUUGUUUUUUCUAUCAUUUAAACUAUAAUCAGCGAAGUUUCACAUA